UAAGAUUUUCGUUUAGCCACAACAAUGCACACUUGAUAGUUUUAAAACGUAUAUAAAGACAAAAACUUAUUAUACCUUAUCAGUAUUUUCUACUCUAAACCGUUACAAAAUGAAACUCGUUAUUUUUGUUACUUUAUUCGCACUAAUUGGAUUGGUUCAACUAGUCCAUAUUUCGGAAGAAGACAAAUCACUACAAGUUCCUGUAGAAUCUGGUGUAGAAUGUGAAGCUUGUGAAGCUUUUGCAGGGUUAGUUGGAGAGUUAGUUGAAAAAGAAUUUCCAAAGGACUAUGUAGAAAAAGAAGCAAAAAAAUUAUGUGAGAAGCUUAGCGGUUCUCUAGAAAAAUUUUGUUUGGAUCACCUAGUGUCGCUGGUUGAUACUAUAUACGAUGAAAUUGCUAAUAAUGUCUCAGCAAAAGCAGUGUGUCAACUUUUAGGUCUUUGUUAAUAUUUUUUUAAAAAUAAAAAAUAAAUGUCAUUCCUUUUUUUACAAA
Molecule: messenger RNA, 491 nt
Organism: Diabrotica virgifera virgifera (western corn rootworm)
Lineage: Eukaryota; Metazoa; Arthropoda; Insecta; Coleoptera; Chrysomelidae
Product: prosaposin-like
Exons: 4
Coding region: 110-445 (111 amino acids)
Source: RefSeq, a predicted model, not a curated record